Messenger RNA from Photinus pyralis (common eastern firefly), 1018 nucleotides. RefSeq lists its product as uncharacterized. Gene Ontology annotation, molecular function: odorant binding. The transcript is spliced from 2 exons. Lineage: Eukaryota; Metazoa; Arthropoda; Insecta; Coleoptera; Lampyridae. Bases 87 to 524 code for a protein of 145 amino acids. The record is from RefSeq and is a predicted model, not a curated record.
AUAAAACUGCAAUGUAUUAAUAAUAACAACUAUCGCAUUCGGAAAUAGUCGAAUUAUGGUUUAAGCUGUUGUACCAGUGCUCUGAAAUGACAAUAACAAUUUUCAUCGCACUUCUAAUAGUCGCCAAAAUUAGAGCCGAUUGCGUAAUCGACUUCGAUAUUGUCGAAAAAGGGUGCGCAAAACCUCUAGAUUUGAGUCCAACAAUUGUCUUCUACUAUCUCACGAGAGGUUACGCAUACGUGGACGUGCCAAAAGUUCAAGACUUCGUAACUUGCACUUGGAGAAAAUGGGGUUACGAAAAUCUGGACGGUUCCUUAAAUUACGACAAAAUGAGAUCCGACAAAAUGCUUCCGUGGAAAUUGGCGCGUCAUUGCAACGAAUUUCCCGAAGAGUAUAAGGCCUUCGAGUCGGCCUUCCGAAAAACCGUCACCGAUUGCGAAAGAAAACCUCCUCCUAGCCCUACCGCUGAAGGUACGCGAUUGUGCAUCAACUCAAAUUACACGAAAUAUAUUCCUAAUAUGUAAUCAAGCCGCCUACACAAGCACGGUCUAAACCUUCGAGUAGGGUGGUAUACGUGUGGUCAUAAUUAACAGUUUCAGCCCCUCGUUAACAAAAGCUCUAGGCGUAAGCCACCCUCACUGUCCUAUCACCUCUCAUUAAAAUCACGAAGAUAUACUGCCUCAUUUGCAUUCCGCCUCCAUACACCCACAAAAUUAUCACAAUUUCAAUCUGACCUAUUUUUGAUAAAUGGGAAUCCCGCUUGCGGCUGUAUUACAUAAUCAAAAGCACUUAAUGCAAUCGGCUAUUAGAAGUAUUGUUUCGCACACAUGCGGGACCGUUUCGAUUUUUGGUUACUUGCAUUGCACGAACACUGUGGCCGCUCCACGUAAUUGUAGAUUUACAGCAAAUUAUUUUGUUGCUUAACAGACCUGCUGUUCUAAGAAUGAAUUAAUAUUAAAAUGUUGAUGUGUAAUUUAUUUUGUUAGUGAUUUUGUGUCAAUAUAAUUUUGAUCACACA